Molecule: messenger RNA, 771 nt
Organism: Didymodactylos carnosus
Lineage: Eukaryota; Metazoa; Rotifera; Eurotatoria; Philodinida; Philodinidae
Source: the annotation of a GenBank genome assembly
AUGAUCGCCUAUCCGAUAUUAAAACUUGGCACUAAACGUCAAUUAACAGAUGAUGAUCUAUCUGAACUCUCACCAAAUGAUGAAUGUCGUCAACUACUGAAUGCUUUCGAAUCUGAACGUCUGAAACGUAUAAACACAAGUACUUUAAAACUAAUGUUUUCUACAUUCUGGAGAGAGAUGCUAGUUUGUAGCCUGUUAUUAUUACCGUAUUCUGUAGUCAAAAUCGCACAGCCACUACUCUUACGUCAAAUUGUACUCGUCAUUAACAAUCCACUCGAACUGUCAUACAAGGGUUACUUGUAUGCUGUUGCGCUUGGUUUUGCGUCCGUAAGUCAGGCAUUGGUACAUCAACAGUAUUUUUUUCGCUGCUACAGAGUGGGUAUGCAAGUGCGAAAUGCCAUUUCAUCUGCUGUAUAUAAACGAGUAUUAACACUAAGAACAAAUUCAUUUAUGAAAACAACAGCGGGUCAAGUUAUUAAUUUGGUGGCAAAUGAUGCAGGUAAAUGUGAAGAAUUUUGUAUCUUUGUUCAUUAUCUAUGGAGUGCACCUUUCGAAGCAUUGGUUGUAUUUGGGCUAAUCUGGAUUCAAAUAGGCAUACCCACUUUGUUUGGUUAUGCUAUUUUGAUAUUACUAAUACCGGUCCAAGUGAUAUUUAGUCGAAAAUUUGCAAGUUUUCGUGCAAUGGAACUGUUCAAAUAUUUUGAUCGCUUCCACUUUGCCUGCAGAAAUACUAGUUGUUGUGUAGGAUACUGUUCGGUGGCAUAUGAUUAA